UCCAGGCCGGGUUUUACAGGUGGCCCAGUUGUGAGCGUUUCAGGUGACUUAGGACAAGUACCCGCAGGACUGUCGCCCUAUAGCCGCUUUGGCUAUCGGUAACGCAAGGGGUGGCCAGCUCAAGGCUGGGUCCUGCAAAUCGGGCCAGCUCCGCUGUGGGUCCCGCCAGGCCAGACUUUGCCAUAGGGUGCCAGUGCAGACACACAGGCGUUGAUGGAACUGCAUCUGGAACCUCUGCUAGCCACAUUGGGCCUCCGGACCUUCGGUCUUUGACCUUGCCACUCAUCUACCCAGAGAGUCCGAGGAAGACAAAAACAAAAACAACUUGCUCCGGCUGGCGAGGCAGGUCAAGCGGUACUGUGCUUGCUCAACGGUAUUGUGCUUGCCCAACACGCACAACGCUCUGCCUUCAAUUCCCAGCACUGCCAUGAAUAAAUAAACAUAAGUAGAGUGUUCGUCUCUUUAAAAAACAAGUGUUCACUUAGGAAAACUAUUGAGAAGGCCGCAGAGUCUUAGAGAUUAAGAGCACAUACAGCUUUUUCACAAGGACCCAAGUUUGAUUCCCAGCACCCACGUAGGUGGGCUCACAACGCCUGCUAUUCCAGCUCCAAGGAACCCUACUCCUCUGGCCUCCCUGAGCACCGGCAUACACAUACAGUUAAUCUUUAAAAAGAAAAGUGAAUUAGGAUGACUGUCAAUCUCUAACACAUAAACUUGUCACGAUACUUUGAGGCAACAAUCAGGCUGGGUGCCAACUGGAAGGUGUGAGAAGAAACAUCUUCACUCAGGAUGCUCCUGUCCCUUUGAUCUGGGAGGGCAGGACGUGGUGGGAGGUCUGCCUAUCACCAGCCACCUCUCUAGGUUGCCCUGCUGCCGUCUCCCAGGAGCGGGGCACCUCACAUCGGGACGUGCCGGGGAUGCUUGCUUGUCCCGGGAAGCUCUGGGGUGCUGGUGAUGAAGCAAACAGUGGAUACGUGGGACAACAGUCCCAUCCUGCGGGUCUCUGAGCAUGCUCAGUGCUGUUGGGCAGCAGGCUCAGACUCGGAACCUGCUCAGUUCGGUGCUGGUCAAUCUUCUGGACGUGCUCCUGGAAGGGUGAACGGGUCUAGCGGGUGGCUUCUGCGCAUGUUCCGUGAGGUGCUGGCGGGGAUCCAGUAGGGUAGCCUCUGGGCAUGCUCAACACGGCCGGGCGGGAUCGAGGCGAGUAGCAUUUGCGCAUGCUCAGACUGGUCCUGUCCCGGCCGGAGCAAGCAGGGGGCGGGCAGAGGCGGAGCCCAGGCGCCCUUAUCCCGGGCGCGGGCGGCCGGAGUUCAGAGUGCGGGCCGCGGAGCGGGCAGCGCGGUCUCGGUAUGGGUCCGCGCGCUGGGCCUGCGCAGGCGAUGCCGCCCGGUCCUUCCUGACGCCUGACGCCGAGUGUCGCCGCCCCGAUGGCCGCCGAGCCCCCUGCGCUGCGCCUGCGGCCGCCGGGGAGCACCGGGGACAGCCCGCCAGUGCCGCGCCUGCUCGGAGGCUGCGUGCCGCUGUCGCAUCAGGUGGCUGGCCACAUGUACGGCAAGGACAAAGUGGGCAUACUCCAACACCCAGAUGGUACAGUUCUGAAGCAGCUACAGCCGCCGCCACGGGGCCCGAGAGAGCUGGAAUUUUAUACCAUGGUUUACGCUGCUGACUGUGCUGAUGCUGUUCUCCUGGAGCUGAGAAAACACCUGCCCAAGUACUACGGCGUCUGGUCCCCUCCCACCGCACCAAAUGAUGUAUACCUAAAACUGGAAGAUGUGACUCAUAAGUUUAAUAAGCCCUGCAUAAUGGAUGUGAAGAUAGGGCGGAAGAGCUAUGAUCCCUUUGCCUCGUCAGAGAAAAUCCAGCAGCAGGUCAGCAAGUACCCUCUGAUGGAGGAGAUCGGGUUCCUGGUGCUCGGCAUGAGGGUUUACCAUGUUCAUUCUGACAGCUAUGAGACACAAAACCAGCACUAUGGAAGGAGCCUAACAAAAGAGACGCUAAAGGAAGGUGUCUCCAAGUUUUUCCACAAUGGCUUCUGUUUAAGAAAAGACGCAGUUGCUGCCAGUAUUCAGAAGGUUGAGAAGAUUCUCCAGUGGUUUGAAAAUCAGAAGCAGCUUAACUUUUAUGCCAGCUCAUUACUGUUUGUUUAUGAAGGUUCAUCUCAGCCAGCUACUACAAAAUCAAACGAUAGAACUUUGGCGGGGAAGUUUCUCUCCAAAGGCCACCUGUCAGACGCAGACGUCCUGGAGUGCAAUAACAACUUUCACCUGUUCAGCUCCCCGGCCAAUGGGACAUCAGUAGGCAAAAGCUUAUCCAAGGUGUACGCCAGGCACAGAAAGCUGUACUCAAAAAAGCACCACAGUCAGACUUCACUGAAAGUGGAAACUCUGGAGCAAGACAACGGGUGGAAAAGCAUGUCCCAGGAACACUUAAACGGAAACGUACUCUCCCAACUGGAAAAGGUGUUCUAUCACCUUCCUGCAGGGCGCCAGGAGAUCACAGAUGUAGAAGUGCGGAUGAUAGACUUUGCCCACGUGUUCCCUAGCAACACAGUCGAUGAGGGGUAUGUUUACGGUCUGAAGCAUCUAGUUGCUGUCCUUCGGAGUAUUUUAGACAGUUGAGUCUCGCUGCAGUCUGUGAAGGAGUGGGCCGAUCACCGUGGAGAGCCGCAGGCAUCAGCUGGGCCCCUGUAAUGCUCUGUAAAAAGUUUGUAUUGUGAGUCAACGUUUUAUUUGUCUUUAUACUUUUGGUAGAAGGUUAACUUUUUUAUAUUCUUACUCAGGAAUACUAAUUUGUUCAUUAGAAAACUAUGAAGAAUAAAGAAACAGGAAUGUCGAGCAGGGAAUGUGUGGGACAGGGAGUAAAUAGCUGUAACAUGUUUGCAAACCAUUACUCAGCCAUUCAGAGUUCAUGUAGCUUUCUGUAGCCAGUCACCAUGGAAUCUCUGUCCACUCAGCCUUGCCGGUGAGCUGUAUCUAAACUAUGACAUUGCCAGACCACCUUAAGAUCUAGAAAACGCAGGUUGUGUUCAUCAGGACCAGUGUGCCCGAGCUCCCUAAAACUGGAGAACAUUUGACACGGAGAUGAGGUUGUGUGGGCUCCAUGUUAAAAGCAGAGAGCAGGGCUGGGUGGUGGUGGUGCACGCCUUUAAUCCUCAGGAGGCAGAGGCAGUUGGAUCUCUGAGUUCUAGGCCAGCCUGGUCUACAGAGCGAGUUCCAGGACAGGCUCCAAAGCUACACAGAGAAACCCUGUCUCGAAAAACAAAACAAAAAACAAACAAACAAAAAAAAAAACAGAGAGCAGUGGAUGAAAGGUGCUUAACCCGGCGUGGUCCACCCUUGGGGUUCCCUGCGGGGUCCCCUGCAGUUCCUUCUCUGUGCUCUGCGCUGUGCCUCAUGGGAAAGGUGAGUGAGGCACUGGCUGGCAACAGUCUUGGAAUUAAUAGCACAAAUUUUUCCUCCCUAGGGUCAGGAGAAGAGAGGCUAUUUGUAAAGAACAAAUUACUUUUUUUUUUUCCCUCAAGGAUUUCAUUUUUGGAAAAGUCUUCAUUUACUCGGUUGUGAAAAGUGCGAUGCUUUUUAUUACCAUUCUGAGGCUUUGGAAAGGUGCAUGGUGGAAACUUAGUUUUGUUUCUUCUUUAAACAAUUUUUGAGACCCUUUUCCAUUUAAAAAAAAUCUAUUUUUUUUUUUAAAUGUAUCCCUAUUUACUUUCGAGCCUUAGCAUAAACACAUUUCUCAGAAUCUGGUUAAGCAGUGACAGAAUGCCGUUCCUGGUGUAGAUCGGAAUCCUGUGUAGGUUUCCCGUCCGUGGCAUCUAACAGAGAUAUCAUAGUUUAAUUUCACUCAGAACGAGGGCAGGAAGAUUUUCCUUGAAGAAAUAGAUUUAUAAGUGUUAUGUUUAUUUUACAGCUACCACCCUUUUCAAAUUAACUAGUUAUUUAUCAGUAAAAUUGAAAUUAAACUCUCAAAUCCUUUUGCUGUCAAUACUGUAAUAAUGGCUUGCACUUUGACUUACCGGUGUAUUACAAUAAUUGAACAGCUUGACGUUUCUGAAAAAUAUUUUUGAGUUGUGACUUUACCUUUUUU
This is a messenger RNA of Peromyscus californicus insignis, 4083 nucleotides long. RefSeq names its product inositol polyphosphate multikinase (gene Ipmk). NCBI's taxonomy places the organism in Eukaryota, Metazoa, Chordata, Mammalia, Rodentia, Cricetidae. Gene Ontology annotation, molecular function: inositol tetrakisphosphate kinase activity; inositol-1,4,5-trisphosphate 3-kinase activity. Bases 1428 to 2618 code for a protein of 396 amino acids. Gene Ontology annotation, cellular component: cytoplasm; nucleus. The record is from RefSeq and is a predicted model, not a curated record. Gene Ontology annotation, biological process: inositol phosphate biosynthetic process. The transcript has 6 exons.